Messenger RNA from Episyrphus balteatus (marmalade hoverfly), 3000 nucleotides. RefSeq names its product spondin-1 (gene mspo). The record is from RefSeq and is a predicted model, not a curated record. The transcript is spliced from 6 exons. Lineage: Eukaryota; Metazoa; Arthropoda; Insecta; Diptera; Syrphidae. The coding region runs from base 286 to 1950 and encodes 554 amino acids.
AACGGAAACGGAUGCUUUAAGUUGCUUAGCCAAAAAUUGAGUGGAAACAGUUCUCGAGGUGUCUUUUAUAUAUUUUUUUUUUUGAUGAUACUCUUGUGCACUUUGUGUGAAGGAAAAUCCGCUUUUGGUGAUUUUUACUAUACACCCCCUUGUCGGUGGUGAAUUCCGAUUAUUCGAUUGAAGUGUUUUAUAAAAUAAAAAAUAAAAAAAAAAUAAGAUAAAUGUAGAAAAUCCAAAGUGAUUGAAUUGAUAGUGAGAUAGAAAAAUAAAGAAAAUUGUAACAAAAUGAAAGAGCAAUCAGUUUUGCUCUUGAUGCCUAGUGCCGUUUCGUUCCGUCUUUUCGGUAUUUUGAUUUUCUUUGCUGUUGUCGUUGCUACUGCAAAUGCAGCCGUAGCAACAGUUCCAUCGUCCUUAUACGCGUAUACCGUUGCCAACCCAAAUAAUGAAGUCGACAAUACGAUUGUGAAUUAUUCUACAAAUUUAGCCUACAAUCAAUUGCUGCUAAAUCAAAACCGAAAGAAUUUCUACUUCAAGGAUAAUAACAGCAACAACAACAACAAUGCCGAUAGAAUUUCCGCCACUGCAACUUCACCAUCAUCGACCAGUGGGUGUACUCUGGACCGGUUGGCUGUGUAUAAAGUUGUCCUGCAAACUUAUUGGACGAGGGAUUUAUUCCCGAAGCACUAUCCCGAUUGGAGACCAUCAGCACAAUGGACUAAAACUUUAGGAAGAACCCAUGACUCGUCGUUUUCUCUAUUUCACAUAGGACAGCCGGCUUCGGCGGGUGUCAAGCAAUUUGCUGAGACUGGCAAAUCAGAUAUCUUUGAAUCAUCAUCAUCAUCACAGACAUCCCAGCAGCAGUCAACCACAGGAGGAGGAGCACCAGGAAUUACAUUAAAUUCAUUUACAUCAGCGACGACGUCCUCAGCAUCAUUAUCUACGCCAACGUCAUCAUCCUCGUCGGGUUCAGGGGGCGCUAGUGAAGCCUCAUCUUUGCAACGUAGCGUUUUCGAUGAGUUUGUAGUAUCGGCGAUAACAACGGGGGCCGGACGAAGUGAGGCGAAAUUCUUUGUGGACAGCAAUCACAGUUUGGUUUCCCUAAUGACGCGUAUUGUUCCAUCGCCAGAUUGGUUCAUUGGAGUUGAUUCCUUUCAGCUUUGCGUCGGAGGCUCAUGGAUCGAUACAGUUACCGUUGAAAUGGAUCCUCUAGAUGCUGGCACAGAUAAUGGAUUCACAUUCACCGCCCCCAAUUGGCCAACUAGCCCGCAAGGAGUUAUUUAUCGCAUCACAUCAAGAUACCCAGCACAUCCAGCAGGGAGUUUCUUCUAUCCAAAGAGCAAACGCCUACCACCGAUGGCCACAUUUCAGUUCAUCAAGCUCAAGGAAUACGAACUGAGUGAAGUUUUCAAUUUCGUCGAGGACGAUCGCCGCUACGAGACAGUGCAUACUCAAGCACACCUUGAAACCGAGCACAACCACGUCGAAAUGAAUAACGAACUGUCGGCGAGCAUAGAACGUGAACGUCAAACCGAAGUGGGGACUGCCAUUCCUGGCUCCGUUACAGAAAGGGAUCGAGUACGUUCCAGGUUGCUGGCUAAAAUGAAUCCAAUAAACAAUUCGACAAACGUUGUGCCGAAAAACGAUAAGAACGCUAUCCUGCAGAGUAUCGCAUCAAAUUAUAACUAUAACUACAACAGGACCAAUAAGCAACAGCAACACAAGAAACGUGUUUCCGGCCGUCGGUCGCGUGAUUGUCGUGUCGGCCAUUGGUCCGAUUGGAGUACGUGCAGCAAAAGCUGCGGCAUCGGUGAGAUGCAUCGAUAUCGAAAGAUUAUAAAACACGGCAAGAGAGGUGGACGACCGUGCCCGGCGCUACAAGAGUCCAAAUGGUGCGGCUCAGAAAAAGGAUGCCAUUCGCCUGUGACCUAUUUCAACUGGUCGAACACAUGAACGUUAAUUUAAAUAACUUUAAGGUAAAAUUGAAUAAAAAAAUGUAUUUAAUAUAAAUAAUAACAUACAAGUAAAAAUAAAAUUGAAAAAUUCUUAUAGUUUGACAAAAAUAAAAACAUACGCCGCAAUAUAUUAAAUCGAAAGAAAUAAAAAUACAAAAAACACACAAUUUGCUUUUAACAAUUACCUAUUAAAAAUCAUCGCAACAGUAAAAUCGCAAAAAAAACUAAAUAUACAUAAAUUGUUAAUGAAAACCCCAAAAUUUAAAUAUUAAGAUAGGACUUUUGACAAUAUAAUCAACUCUCAAUUCGAUUAGUAGUAAGUUAAAAACAAAUAGAAGCAGAAGUGGUCAAACAUAGGCUCCGCGUUGAAUUUGCCACGUCCUUUCUCAGAAACUUACAAAACCUUGUACUAAACAGAAAGAAAAUGAACAUACAAAAAAAAUAAUAAAAUUAAAUAAAAAAAUAAAAAUAAUAAUAGUCUUAAGCUAUUCGUAUAAGCAUAAUAACAAAAUAUAAUUUAUUUAAAAAAAAAUUUAAUUUCGUUUAACAAAUAAAAGUAAAUAGUUGUAAUAUUUGUACUGGUUACCGCCCUAAGUAAUGAUGGAAUGACACAUAUUUUCAUAAAAAUACCAAGAAACUUAAUUUAUGAAAUAUUUAGAUAAACCUUAUUCGAAAAAAAUGUUUAUAAAUUAAAUAAAAACAACAACAAAUAAUUAUAAAUCGUACAAAAUGAAAAUAAUGUAAAACAAAAAAAAAAUAUUAUUUUCUUGUGUAAACUACAAAAAUCAAAUUUUAGCAAAACCAACAAAAAAAAAAAAACCUUAAUUGUAGUCUUGAAUGCAAGGAAAUAUUUAUGACAUACUUUUAAUCAGCAAUUGUAGAUACUGUACCUUAAUGAUUUUGAUUAUUUUAUUUAUUUCCAUAAAAAAUAACUUUUAAAAGAAAUAUAUAAAUCAACAACCACAAAAUACAAAACGCAAACAGCAUACAUUGUAAAAUUGUAGUGUAUAAACAAAGAUCAAGGUAAAAAUCGAGAAAAUAAAAAUAU